Messenger RNA from Peniophora sp. CBMAI 1063, 1944 nucleotides. The record is from the annotation of a GenBank genome assembly. NCBI's taxonomy places the organism in Eukaryota, Fungi, Basidiomycota, Agaricomycetes, Russulales, Peniophoraceae.
AUGGCGGAAGAUAUCACUAUGGAAGUUGAACAUGCCGGCGAUAUGCACCCGCCCGUCGCUGUCGCGCAGCCGCUCACCGCACCACAGAGCGGCUCCCCCUCCCCACCGCCCGAGCUCCCCUCCUACGAACCCGACGAAACUCUCCCCGACGAAUACGAAGGCGAGGAACCGGCCGGCGAAGCCGAAGAAGGCGCUGAAGGCGCCGAAGAAGAGGAGUCGAGCGACAGUGAGAGCGACGAGUCGGACGACGAGAGCGGCGACGAGGACGACGCGCCGCCGCCGGCCGCCACCGCCACCGGGCCGCUACCCGCCGCCCCGGCCGAUGCCGCGCCCGCUGCCACCAAUGGCGACGCCAUGGCCGUCGACGUCCCCACGCCGGCAACGCCCGCCGCUGCGCCGCCACUCCAACCUGUGAAUAUUCUGGUCGCGAAACCGAAACAGAAGCGCAAGGCGCGCUCUGCCUCGGGCUCGCCUCCCCCUCCGCCGCCACCGCCCCCUCUGCAGACUAUACGCCUGGAAUUCCCGCUAGGAGGACCGGAUAAUUAUGAGGUCGAUAUUGCCGCUCGCGCGGUCGAAACGGGGCAGCGUGCGCCGAGCCCCGGCCCGCCCGUGCCGAUCAUCGUGCCACAGGAGGAGAACUUGCCGGAAGAGCCCGCGCCAGGCAAGAAGCGCAGGAGACGACGAAAUCUCGACUACGAUCUCGGCGAUCCGUUCAUCGACGACUCGGACCUCGCGCUCGACCAGCGCACAUAUAUCGCGCAGACGAAACAGGCUGGAUUCUAUGUUUCCUCGGGCGAGGUUGCGUUGCUGAAAGACCGCACGGCCAUUUCUGCUUCCGCAUCGGGAUCGAAAGGGCUCGGAGGCGGCGGGCCGAAGAGCAAGCGCCCGGCGCCACAUCUCCCGAGCCCCGAGCCGUUUGCGGGACCGAGCAACUUCCCCGGUAGCGCCCACGCGCCUAUUCAUACACAGCUCGGGAAGAGCAGGGAGCAGAAGGAGAAGGAGGCGCGUGAGAAGAAGGAGAAAGAGGAUAAGAGGCGAGAGUCUAACGCUGGCGAGGGCGUCAAUGGUGUGAAUGGGGAAGUUGGCACGAGGGAUGCGCCUAUCGCCGUCGUGAGCGACGAGGAGGGGACGACUAAUGGGAAGAGGAAGAGCUCGUCGGGCGGAGAUGGCUCCUCUAGAAAGAGGAGGAAAGUCGAUAUGGAUGCAUUCCAUCCUGAGCUCAAGGAAGCGCUCGCCGAACUCCGUGCAGCCAAGGAGAAGGAGAACUGGUCGACGAAGGGCAAGUUCCCGCCAGGGAUCAAGCCGCUCUUGACACAAGUCGCUCUGAAGGCCAUCAUGCUGAACCAGUACGACGACAACUUCUUCAACUACAUGCCGGAAGUGUUCCCAUAUAAUCGCUUCACUAUGAGCAAACUCAUCAAGCGACUGGUGUUCGCGGAUCACAUGGCGCUCCUCAUCAAGCGUCAAGAUGAGAUCCUCGCCGAGCUCAAGACCCUCGCGGAUGAGAACUUCGACAAGUCGCGCGAGGAGUACGACCGCGCGCUUCGUGCAUGGCAAAUGCGCAUGGAGAAACAAGGUCUGCCAACCGACGGCACCGCCUCAGCAGACGGCACCCCCAAUCCGCAACCCACCGCCCCCGACGCCGAACCCGCCAACGGCGCCGCCUCCGCGCCCCCCGCCAAACGCUUCAGACUCACGGACAAAAUGAAGGGCAUGAUCUGGAACUUGGUGUGCCUGAGCAACGAGUGCUGUCGGAUCGAGAACGAGAAGAGCACGCUGGAGGGGCAUGCGCCGCAGGUUAGCGAGCAGGGGUUGCGGAAGGUGCUUUAUCAGAAGAUCGUGGCGGCGUUCCCGGAGGGGUGGAUGAAUUCGGGACAGAUCUCGCGUGAUGUGAGCGUGAUCAAGAAGAAGUUCGAGACGGCGAUGAAGGAGGACGAGGUUUAG